GAUGGCGGACGGCGACAGCGGCAGCGAGCGCGGCGGCGGCGGCGGCGGCGGCGGGCCCGGCGGCUUCCAGCCCGCGCCGCGCGGCGGCGGCGGCGGGCCCGGCGGCGAGCAGGAGACGCAGGAGCUGGCCUCGAAGCGACUGGACAUCCAGAACAAGCGCUUCUACCUGGACGUGAAGCAGAACGCCAAGGGCCGCUUCCUCAAGAUCGCCGAGGUGGGCGCGGGCGGUUCCAAGAGCCGCCUCACGCUGUCGAUGGCGGUGGCCGCCGAGUUCCGCGACUCGCUGGGCGACUUCAUCGAGCACUACGCGCAGCUGGGUCCCAGCAGCCCGGAGCAGCUGGCGGCGGGAGCCGAGGAGGGCGGCGGGCCGCGCCGCGCGCUCAAGAGCGAGUUCCUGGUGCGCGAGAACCGCAAGUACUACCUGGACCUCAAGGAGAACCAGCGCGGCCGCUUCCUGCGCAUCCGUCAGACGGUGAACCGCGGCGGCGGCGGCGGCGGCUUCGGCGGCGGACCCGGGCCCGGCGGCCUGCAGAGCGGCCAGACCAUCGCGCUGCCCGCGCAGGGUCUCAUCGAGUUCCGCGACGCGCUGGCCAAGCUCAUCGACGACUACGGGGGCGAGGAUGACGAGCUGGCCGGCGGCCCGGGAGGCGGCGCCGGCGGCCCAGGGGGCGGCCUGUACGGAGAGCUCCCGGAGGGCACCUCCAUCACGGUGGACUCCAAACGCUUCUUCUUCGACGUUGGCUGCAACAAGUACGGGGUGUUCCUGCGAGUGAGCGAGGUGAAGCCGUCCUACCGCAAUGCCAUCACCGUGCCCUUCAAGGCCUGGGGCAAGUUUGGAGGCGCCUUCUGUCGGUAUGCAGAUGAGAUGAAAGAAAUCCAGGAGCGACAGAGGGAUAAGCUUUACGAGCGACGCGGUGGGGGCAGCGGCGGCGGCGACGAGUCCGAGGGUGAGGAAGUGGAUGAGGAUUGAAACGGGCAGCUUCCCGUGCUGGCCUCCCCCACCCCACCACCAUCCCCUUGGCUAGAGAGUUCCCUUUCCUACUCGUCCCCAGUGAGCUAGUGGAGAGGGAUCAGGGGAGGCCGCAGACGGAGACAACAAAAUUUAAAAUAAUAUAGUUAAGAGAAAUAACCAUAAGAAAACAGUCACAGACAAUUAGAGAAAAGCAGUAAAGUUCCAAGGAACUGCCAGCAACCUGCAAAGAGGACAGCAGCAUCUCCUCACCUGCGCAAGAGUCUCAGCUUCUGUUUAAAACCGAGGUUCGUAAAUUCAUCAGGAUAACACUGGAGGGGAAUAGGUCUUAGAACGUCUGAGUUACCCAGACUCGUCCAUUGAUAACAGUUGAAUUUGUGUUGUACCUGGGUCAUCUGGUCUUAGGAUCCUUCCGGGCCUCCCUCCACCGCCAUCGAAAUCAGCAUUUUGGAUCUAGGUCCUAAUGGAAUCUUUGAGAAGAAAGAGGCCUUUGCAGUUACCCACUUCCGAGGGUACAGGUUUAUGAAAAGGAAUGCAAUUUUACACAAUCAUGGACAGGGCGAGAUAAGAAUUCAAGAAGCCAUCGGAGAAUUAAAAAAUCAUUGGAUCCUUUUUUUUUUUUUUUUUUUUUUUUUUGGUUUUUCGAGACAGGGUUUCUCUGUGUAGCUUUGCGCCUCUCCUGGGACUCACUUGGUAGCCCAGACUGGCCUCGAACUCACAGAGAUCCGCCUGGCUCUGCCUCCCGAGUGCUGGGAUUAAAGGCGUGCGCCACCACCGCCCGGCCGGAUCCAUUUUUUUUAAAAAAUGGUUUUGCAUGGAACCUGGACCAAGGACCCUGUCUUUUCUUUGCAGAAUUGUUUUCCGGGAUGCAGAUGAAUUCAGAUAUCAAAGCUUGAACUAGAAUCCAUUACUAAAAUAGUUUAAAAGUUGGCAAAUUUUUUUUCAAAAAAACGAAAGCAAUUUUACAUUGGGGAUUGCUGAGGUAGGCACAAGAAGUCAGGCAUAAAGCACAAGACAGAUUGUUUGAGUAGGUCGGUUGCUGCUCACUAAAGUUCUUCCCUUGAUCUCUUAAGUAUGGAGGUCAUUACCAAGAAAUGGCUUACCAUGAGUGAGAGCUGCAUCCCUAUGGCUCCACCCUAUGAGCUAGUGAAUUAUGGCUAAUUCGGCUGUUACAGCCACUGGCUGGCUGCAUUUGAAACUUUAAAACUUGACUAUCUGCAAAAAGGAGCAGUGUGGCUACAAGCCUGAGCUUUAAUGGAAUAUACAUCCUCACAGAGAAGUUGGAAACAACCGGAACUGAAGUCUUAACUCACCUUCGGUGUCAUCUGUGGAUUUAGUGAAAUACUGACCAUCCUCAGGUCCAGAAUUCCAGCAUCAUUUAUUCUUUUAAAAUAAAUUUUUAAGAACUUGAUCCAUUGUAUUCAGUACCUCACAAUCAAAGUUGGCAAAUGAUGGAUGAAUGAUUCAAGCAUUGCACCCGGUGGAAGCUGAAAUCCAUCUGUGAAUGGAACUGAAGUGAACGUGAAUGCUGACUCUAUCCUGGAAGCAUUUUUAUACCAUCUUGAAAUUUCAACAAACUGGCAUUUGCCAGUUUAUCCAGCUGUCUUUCAAGAAUAAAAGUUGGGGUUUUCAAGGAUCGCCUCUUCUAUAUUUUAAAUGGAUUUUCAGUAUAAAUGAUUUUUCUAAUCGAGUUAAUCCCACCCCAUCAAAAGGUAUUCCUAGAAAUGUCAUAGACCUAGGCAACUUUGAAUUGAAUGGGAGCUAAUGUUCUUUCCAAAGUUUUUCAGGUAUUUGUGUGACACCUUCUCAAGAACCAGGAGGCAAGUAACCCCACCUCCACAAUCUUAGUAUUUCUUUUUAACUGCAUGCCUGCCCUUUAUUUGAGCUGCCUUUUUAAUUUAUUGCAUAUCCUUUUUAUUAUCUUAUUUUGGUAUUCAAUCUAUACAAUCUUUUUGUAUUUAUUGGGAAAUAAGUAAUAUACAAAAAGGUCAUUUUCGUGUCUGUGGCUGAGAGGGAAGGAAAUAUUUGUGUAUAUAAAAUUAGGCUUUGAAAAAAAAUUAGACUGAUUCAGAAUAUUGUUGAUCUUAGACUUAAAAAUGGAGGAGCCACAAACAUUGGUGCCCUUACAGACUAUUUCUCUACUCUCAUCAUCCACAGUAGAAUUUUUAAACAGAUUUUUUUAAAGCUUUUCUUUCAAAUUUUUCUCCGUUGCAAAGAAUGUUUCCUAAAUUGUAUGGGAGCAAUAGUAUUUUUGAUGUUCUAAUGACAUCCGUAUACUUGUACUGUAUUUUGUACUACAAGGCAGCUGUUUUCAAUGUCCUGCUGUAUUUACCUAUGUGUUUUGAGUGUUUGUUUCUUUGCUGCGGAGAACAAAUUCCUACUUUUAGUAAAGGAGCUGAGAAGCUAGCAUUUAGGUUUGCAGAAACUGUUUAUAGUUUCAAACUCUGAGGCAGCAAUGAAAAUUAAGGUUGCAGCUAUUCGUUGAUUGCUGUAACGUUUUCAUUUUCCAAUCAUGUACAAUUCCUGUAUAGACCAACUUGUUUUCUUGCUUCAGUGGUGGUUCUGUUGCUCAGCUGCAGUGAGCCAGUUCAAUUUUGCAAAGGUGCAGUACCUCUCCUUUUCAAGGGGUUGGUUUUUGUUUUUUGUUUGUUUUUCUUUUUUCUUUUUAUUUGGCUGAAUUGCAGUAACUAGCCUUGCCUUUCUAUUCUGUAGAAAUGACAGGGUCUUCACAAUCCUUCACCAGUGGCUACUAAGCUAUAAUUAGCUGAAUAGAAAGAAUGUGGAAGUGGUCUGAGGCAUAUAGAGUAUAUGCCAAGAACACUACCAUAUAUGGCAUCAGCUUUGGUUACCAGAGAAAUUUUCUUAGUCAUUAGACCAUAUAACAGUAAUAUAUCAUAUGUAAAUCUUUAGAUAUCAAUUUGAAAAUCCUCCAAAAAAAGGAGCAAAGAAUGCAUAAGCUAUGUGUUGGCAAAAGUAAUUUAUAUUAAAAUUUUGACCUGCCUUUGUAAGAGAUUAAGUGGUAAAUGUCAUAGUGGUGGGUUUUUAAGUCUUAACCAAUCUCUAAGGUUUAUUUCUCCUGCAGGGGGUAGUUCAUGGCCUCUCUUCCCACUGUAGGAAGAUAGCAGAAGGAUGGGGAUUAACUGUAGCAUUUCACUGAUCCUCAUUCCAGGGACUAGGGACAAUAGAAAUCUGACAGUGUGAGAGUCAGCUCAUAUAAUCCUAGUUUUUUGAAGGCGCUGGUUUUUGUUAACCCUGUCAGAAAAUGGCCUUGUGCAAAUUCUGAGAAGUACCAACUUUUCUGUUUUGUUUUCGAAGUGCCACUAUGAGUGCUUUAGAGUUGUAUAUGUUUCCUUUAAAUUUGGCAGAUUCCCAGCUAAUGAAAAUAGUCACCUGCCCAAGAAGUUGGGGCAAGAACUCCAUUUCAAAUAUUGUUGAUAUGUUUGUUUCUCAGGCUACUGUAUACAAAAAUGUGUCUUUAAGAAAAUCAAAGAGAAGAAAAAAUUCUAUGCAGAGACCCUACUACUUCUUAAUGGUUUCUAUUGUCCCUACACAUCAUUUCAGCAAGUCUAACAGCAGUUCUUGUCAGCAAAUUCUUCAGUGCAUAUGCUGCACAAAAGAAAACAUAAAUCUGCACAGCACCAAAAAUCAAACAAAAAACCAAAAACCCAGACACCCUAUGUAUCUGUUGGAGGCAUGUAGGUGGUACAAAUGACUGUAGCUGUGAAGCACACAUGGCUACUGUCAUGUCACUUUCCAUAACUAUUUACUGCAAAAUGAUUGAGAGGCUUUUGGUUCAGGCAGCCAUUAGCCUCCUGCUUCCUUUGUUACCUCUGGAUCACUUUGCAGUAAACUGCAGGUCUUUUAAAAGAUUCAAGCUUCGGUUUUCUCAAAACAAAACAAUUAUCCUGUCUUACCUGAAAAUGCAGGGUUGUGGGCAAAAGAGGCUGGUUAUAAUAAUGCCCUCAUAUUGAGUGGUCUGUAAAUGGCUGCACACUUCAGGCGUUAGAGUUGCUGAGGAUGCUUUGUUAAUGUGAUCUUGACUGGCUUUACAAGGGUAUAGAACAGUCUACACAGGCAACUAUUUGCAUCCACCUUGCUCUUGAGGUGGAUGGAAGUAAGGAAAGGCUGGAGUGUGUAAGUCAUGCACAUAAGUAUUCUUCACUGUAAAUUUUGUUUUCAUUUUUAACCCAAUUAUGGUACUUUGUCCAAUGCACAACUGAUCUCUCAGUAGAUAUUCAUAUGAAAAUAGUGUGGCCUUGACCAGUGAGAAGGGGAAGAAGUGACUUAUGCUUGUGUUAAAAUGACCUGUUUGCUGAGAGUGGUCGUUCUGCAGCACUCUUAAUAUCAUGUUUUUGAUUGGGGAGAGUAAUGUUUUUUGACCCUGAAUUUAAUUGAGUUUUCUUCUAUUUUUAGGAAGUAUCAGAAUUGCUCUGAUGAGUAACAAAGUUAACUGCUUUGAUGUCCAAUCUCAGGUUUUAAAAUAUAGUGGUAUAAAAGCCCACUGUUACUAAUUCUUAAGAUAAUUUUAAUUUAGUAUACCCUAAAAGUCACAUGCAUAAGGCCUGUUCAGAGAGCAGAGCCUCCACUUUUUGCUCCUUUUCCACUUUGUACUUACUUCACUUGAAAAGAUGUCAAGUGACUUUGCAUUGUAUAUUUCCAUUUUAAUCCUGACGUAGUUCUCAAAGAUGAAGCACUUUUGAACAUGAAAUACAUGGAUCAUGUGUGAUGUGGAUCAUGGUUUCUCAGGCCCCUAGAUAAUCCACUUCUGAGUAUUGUUCUAUGUAAGGAGAGUAGAGAUCUUUACUAAUGGUAGAAAGUUUGUAUUCUUGAUUAGAAUGCACUUGCUAGUUUCCAAUGGAUGGGAGAGUAAACAAUGCUGCAUUCACAAUUGAAUAAGUUGCUCUCCCUUGAGCCUUAAGGUAGCUUUUUCUUUCCUGUCAACAACAGCACUGAAGUCAUAGUGAGUGAAUGAGAUUGUCUGUUUUCAGGGUUGCUUUAGAGUACUGUAAAUCAAUUAGCUGUCUUCCUAAAGAGUCAUAACUCCCUUCAAUAGACAGGAUGGUGGGUGUGGGGAGGGGGGCUAGGGAAGGGAGAGAGGUAGUUUAUAGAAAAGAAAAAAGAAAAAAAGAGCCACGUUUACCUUAAAAUACAGAGAAAAAAGAAAAAAAGUUCAUGUCCUGUCCUGUUGGAAAUUUCAGAUGUAAGGUGGAAAUGGCAAAAUAUAAUUCAUUUCCCCUGCUUUUAAUGUAGAAAACCUAAGUUAUUUUCAAAUAUUAGCCCGCAGAAGUUUCAAGAGCUAACUAGACUCAUGAACGAUGAAUUCUAGAGCAGAACUUUCAAGAGGUAGCUACACUCAUAAAUGAUGAAUUCUCUAGGUAUCUCUGACUUUGCUAUUUAAACUUACCCUUUUCAGUCCUCACAAUUUGAACCUGGUUUGAUUACUGAAAGAUUAAAUAAACUUAUAUGUGAACAAAUGGGAUCCAGUUGUCAAGACUGAAAAUUAAAUUUGGAAAAUGCAAAAAGAAUAAAAUUGCACCAUAAAGAUUUAUUACCCUAGUGAGUCCCAACUUAAGGCCUUUAUGAAUGUAUUUUAUAUUUCCUAAUGAAAUAGGAAAUAUUCACCAGUGUAAUCAUGUAACCACCUGUAUUCACUUUUACUUUCAUUUGAAAAUCAAAUGCCUCCUGAAUUGGACAUUCCAAUUGGGAUAGGUAGAGAGCCAUGUUAAAACAAUAAAUGCCAUGUUUGUAGUUUCAGUAGGACUUCUAAGAGUGAGAACAGAGCUUUGUUAGAAGUUAAUAAAGCCUUUCCACAAUUCUAACACUUUGGAGAAAGAUUUUAACCAUAAACAUGAGGUUCUGUGAUCAAAUUUGAUGUCCGCUACAUUACAACCCACUGGGAUCAGCUUUGUGCUCUUUUGAACUCUGUCCAGAGUUCUGCAGAGAAAGCAGUAGUGGGUCUGUUCAAUGUCCACUAGUGAAGUGCAGAAGGCACUGGUGUGUCCAUUCUUCCCCUUCAGGAACUCUUCAGUGGCUAACUUUUUCAACAAAAUGCUUACUUCUUAAAGGCAAAAUAUUUUGUGCCCUGUGUUGCAAGAUCAGAUGGUUAGUAAAUCUUAGUGUUUGGAAAUAGAGUGACAAGGAGUUUGUUUCUUCCCUUUUAAAUGUCUGUCUUAGAGAAAUACAGAUGCCGGAAAGUCCAAGAAAAUGAGCAGGAUUAUAUCCCUGAGCACAGUGUGUUGGAGGAGGUUUUAUAAUAAACCCUUUUCUCCAAGCCCACAUCACUAUCUGUUGAACCAAAGCUCUCAGGAGUCUGAAAAGUCAAGAGGUUGGGCAAAAAGUCUAGAGACUUGGCUGUAGGUCAUCAUGACUUACAUGUUACAAAGAGUCUGUGGUUUUGCGUGUUUUGGUGGCAGGCAAGUAUAUUUUAGUUACUUUUCCGUGACCUUGGUGUCUGAAAUUAAGAUUGUCGGUGUAUUUGGACUUUUUUUCCUGAGGUUAGAACAGUUGUAUUAGGCAUUUACGCUUGUGAAUCUUCAUGCAGGCGUCUUUCCAGUCCUGUGAAUUCAGAUGACACACUUUGUGUUCUGUAGGAAUCUCACUGCCUGUCCUGUCUGCCGAUGGCUCUGUUAAGCUAGGCUCUUCACUCCAAAGCUGGGACUAAUGUCCCAGUCGGGAAUCUCCAGAAGUCAUUUGAAUGAGUUAAAGCCAAAUCUCGAGCAGGAGACAGCUUCUUGCUCUAGAUGUACAAUUAGCUUAGGUUGGAAAUUACUCUAAAGAGGGUUUGGAAUGUCUUUAGUCUAUGUAAAUACCAACAUGCUUCUUCUGCAUCGUGAACCAGUAUGUAUGCCUGUGUAUGGGUUUGUAGAGCUGGUUUCUGCUUCAAGUGAAGCUGCACCUUUGUUUGUAAGGUCCCCUCCACCCAGAACCCUAUAAACAUUUGUAAAUAGAACACUAAAAUUUGUAGUGGUAGGAUCAAUUUGGGAAAUAUCUGCUGAGAGACCAAAAAGUUCAUUUUUUUAAGUACCUUGGUUAAAGAGUAAAGAUUAUUCCUCUUAUUUUUUAAAAGAAGAAUGCACUUUAACAAACACAGCUGCAUGGGCAAUUCAACAAUCCAUGAAGUGCAGUACCCAUCCAGAAACCACACUUCCUGAAAACCGUUCAAAGCAGAGUCCACACGGGCUGGUGGUCUCACCGCCUGUAGGUUGAAGCUUAGAUUCUGAUGAAUUGUGAGACAAGCAGGGCUGCUUCAAAGAGCAAUGUGAAUACAGCCAGAAGCUUCAGACAGGUCUGUAAAAUGGCGGGUCCCGUAUUUACCACUAACUAGCAAAACUGACAGAAAAACUCAUAGAAAUAAAAAGUUUAAGAAUCCUUCCUGCUGGUGUGCACUCCUUCCAAUAGCAGACUUUUGCAAAUGGAGUUUUACAGUCUAUAUUUAAAAAAUUGUAUGUUUGUAACAAAUAAAGUAUGCGGAAAAGUGAAUGACA
Molecule: messenger RNA, 8454 nt
Organism: Peromyscus californicus insignis
Lineage: Eukaryota; Metazoa; Chordata; Mammalia; Rodentia; Cricetidae
Gene: Purb
Product: purine rich element binding protein B
Exons: 1
Coding region: 2-970 (322 amino acids)
Biological process (GO): regulation of transcription by RNA polymerase II
Cellular component (GO): nucleus
Molecular function (GO): DNA-binding transcription factor activity, RNA polymerase II-specific; purine-rich negative regulatory element binding; RNA polymerase II transcription regulatory region sequence-specific DNA binding
Source: RefSeq, a predicted model, not a curated record